AUGAAGACUUCACCCAACAUUCAGAAUGGUAACUUUUUCGCCAUCAUCACUCCUGCCGAGAAAAUUCGGGUGCAACUCAAUCUUAUUCCUUCUCCAACGACCAUCCAAAAAUACAUUAAUAAGAUCACCAGCAAUUUUUCAUCAUCUUCUCCUCCGAUGAUGGAAUUUGAUUAUGAUCCAAGUGUCCAUAAUAAUUAUGAGGGUAUCAUGAAAUCAUUGUUGAACAAGAUCGGAGCAAAGGAGAAACGGGUUGUAUUGUCCAUCAAAUAUAUGGAUCAUGAUGGAGAUUGGGUGAACGUUUCCAGUGAUGAGGAAUGGGUGCUAGCUGUUAACGGUCAUUAUGGAGGAAUGAUGAAUUCUCGCUCAAGUGAAACCAAUACACCAAACAGAACUCUUGACGUUCAACUCACCGUUAAAAUGUUGAGCCGUGACGAAGUGUUGACCAGAAAGGCUAGUUACAAGCUUGAAAAGAUGCAACAAAAGUUUCAAGAGAAGCUUAUUAAAAAAGAAAAGAAAAUUUCCAAGAGACUGAACAAGUACUUAAGUCCAACAAGCAUCGGAAUGAAUGUUGAUUUCUCAACUGGGUCAAUGGGCUCACCAACAGGUUCAGAACAAGGAAGAUCGUUUUCUCCAUUAAUUGCUGAGCCAAGCGCUCCAAUUUUUGAGCAUGAUAGACCUGUUGACAAUGCUGUAUCUUCAGAGCUCUCUCCAAGAGAAAUCAAAAAAUUGGAAAAGAUUCAGAAGUGUCAAGAAAGGACAAAGGAAAGAGAAGCUAAACUUCUUGAAAAAGAAAGAAAAAUUCUUGAAAAGCAAGAGCAUAAAGACCAGCUAAAAGAGGAAAACCAAUUAAUUGCUGCUGAUGAUAUUGAGCUCUACAACCCUCAAACUCAGGAAUUUUCUCACAGACUCCCGCCAGAAAUUCACUAUGUUUAUAUUGAUUCAAACAAUAUGCUUUACAUCACUUAUGUAUUGAGAACUUUAGUCCUAUUCCAGAAAGACAAAGCAAGCGCUGAAAAGCUGUUAAUUUACAUAGCAAGACUUUUCAAAAGCCAUAUGGAAGUCAUGCUCAAUCAUCAAUUUAUUUUGUUUAACGUUUGCUUUGAUUCGACGGGUAACACAAUGAGCGCUGACAAUGAGACAUUUGUUGUUUCAUCUGCCAGCGACAAUGGUUUCUUAAUCGCUGAUGAUAUGCUUGUAGAUAUUGCAAACAGACACCAUAUUGCUGGUACUUCGGAUAGUUGUCUGUUUGUCACAAGCGACCGUGGUUUGAGAAAGAAACUAAAAGAGUGUAAAACUAAAUGUGUUGGAUCGGGACAAUGGUUGAAAUUCUGCUAUUACCAUUUGUGUGGAGAGACAGCGACAACAGAUAUGAAUUCAUGGAUGUCACAACUCUUGAAUGAAAUGGAUUGA
Molecule: messenger RNA, 1410 nt
Organism: Naegleria lovaniensis
Lineage: Eukaryota; Heterolobosea; Eutetramitea; Acrasida; Naegleriidae
Exons: 1
Coding region: 1-1410 (469 amino acids)
Molecular function (GO): protein binding
Source: RefSeq, a predicted model, not a curated record